AUGCAAUGUGCUUUGAGUGGGGAGGGCGGCGCAGACUCAAAUAUCCAAAACAAUUUAUUUUCCCAUAUGGCUGAGCGAACGGAAACUGUAGUGAAACACACACUGCAAAGCGAGAAAAGUAUAUCUCCUGGUGCCGACACUCUCCAACGAUGUGAACCCAAAACCCUUCAUUUACGAACAGGAGGCUUCAGUUUGUUUAUUUGUUUGUUUGUUUUUGAAUCCAUUCCUCACAUCAGCGUCCAACAUUAA
Messenger RNA from Trypanosoma brucei brucei TREU927, 249 nucleotides. RefSeq lists its product as hypothetical. The transcript has a single exon. The record is from RefSeq and is a predicted model, not a curated record. NCBI's taxonomy places the organism in Eukaryota, Euglenozoa, Kinetoplastea, Trypanosomatida, Trypanosomatidae. Bases 1 to 249 code for a protein of 82 amino acids.